AUGGCAAGAGUGAUAGUGAGUUCAUGUGUUUUGAGGCGGCGGGCCAGCAUCGAAACGUCAAGCACAGUGGUCUUGGAUCUGACGCCGUUGAGCUCAAGCGUGAAGAGGGCGGUAGUGGAUGGUGUUCAUGAUUCUUGCGAUCAUUGUCAGCUAUUCCUGCACCGUUAUGCGUUUGCCCGCUCGGCCGCCGUUUGGGGUUUUGGUGUUUUACAUCGGUGGAUUCUUGCCGCCUCGCUGAGCGAUGACGGGCUGGAAUUGACUGCUGGGCCAGGGGGGCCAACCGCCAUGAACCAGGCCACCGCCCAGAGGGUUCUACAAGAGUUCCUUAUCAAGCAGGAAGGCUCCACGCUUCGAGCAUGGAUACACAAGCUCGACCCCGAUCACGAGCACAGAGUGUCAGAGAUGUACUUCGUACGAUACAUGCGGGAGCAAGGGUUUGCCUACGAUGUUGGGGAGCUGUACCAAGCACUGGACCUGGACGGUGGCGGGGAGCUGACGUUGGAGGAGCUCGAUCCCAGAGCUGACCAGCUCUUUGAAGAUUUCCGCACGUGGUGCUGCAGCAACUUCCCUGGUGGCCUGGACGAGUGCCUCACGCGAAUGGCCAGAAAAGGGGAGGUGAAGGUGGAGGCUGUCAAGAUUAAUCUCUUCCAUUUCGAGGCGGAUCUAGUCGCCAACGGAUGGACGGCUGGCUGCGAGGAAGAGCUUUUUUAUGCUAUCAGCGCAGACCAGACUAGUAUCGUGGCCAAUGACAUGCGAUGGCUCAACUUGGACAUGCGGCGCUACAAGCGGAAGAUCAAGGCCAAAGAACAGGCGUUGCAUGAGACCAAAGUCCGUGCCAUCAAGCGUGGCGCCAAGGACCCUCGAGAAAACUUGGCAGAUUUCAAACGCUUUCUGCGGCAAAAGCAUGGCGGAAGUCUGCUCAGGGCCUGGCGACAAUCACUGGUAGAAGGGGAUUCCAUGAUGCUACACAAGGGCCAGUUCUUCAAGGCUUGUGUGAAUCUCAAGUGGCGCACGGAUGUCAAGGGCUUGUGGGAGAUUCUCGACACAGACACGAGCGGAACCAUCGGCAUUGAGGAGCUAGACUUCAAGGCUGCUGAGGAGCUGGCACUCUUCCGUCAGUUCGUUAUGCAGAAGUUCGGAAAUGCUACUCGAACCUUCGCUGCACUCGACCUGGAUGGAAACAAGAACGUCAGCGAGGUGGAGUUCUUGCAGGCACUGAAGGAGUUCGGCUACGAACAACGGGACAAACAUUUGUUCCAUGCGCUGGACAGACACGGCAAGAAGAAGAUCAACCUAGAGGACAUCCUGUUUCUAGACAGCUGGAAGCCCAUGGAGUUCCUGCUUGCCAGCCCGAGUCUCGAGUCAGCCCAGAACUUCAAAAACAGACUCCGGGAGAAGUUUGGGACCUUUCUCCGUGCUUGGAAGAUGGUCUUGGACAUGGAUGGUAGCAACACGUGCACUUGGGAAGAGUUCCGACUUACCUGCAAAAAGAUUGGUUUCAAGCACGACAUCGCUGGAGCCUGGAGAGCGCUUGAUCAGAAAAUGGCAGGAACGAUUAACCUGUCCGACAUCGACCCAGCUUCCAGCUCCGUACUCCUGGACUUCCGAAACUGGGCGAUGGAGGAGUUUGGCAGCGUACGAUCGAUGUUUUCCGUCUUCGAUGAGGAUGGCUCCAAAUCUCUGUCUCUGAAGGAGUUCAAGAGAGCAUGCCGCAUAUAUGGGUUUCGUGGCAAUCUGAAAGGCCUCUUCAAUAUCCUCGACGGUACGGGUACGGGCGCAUUGACAAUAGACGAAGUCGUCUUCUUAGACCGCUGGGCCAUUCAGACUGAAGCCGAUAUGGAGAAGGCGGCCGACUCGAUGUCGCGAUUGCCCAGCAUCAUCAAAACAGGGCAAGACAGCGUCUCAGAGGAGUUGGCGGGUCCUGGCCAAGGUCAAACUGUGGCUAAGGCUUUGGAGGCCGGGAGCUGGAAAGACGGAGACCUCCACCCGGCCUUUCGCACCUGGGCCAACUGCCGGCGACGCAGACCUGUCAAGAAGCAAGAUGGGUCCCUGCCACCCUUAGCAUCACAGCUGGAUUUCGGCGAUGCAAGGGUCGUCCGAAGACCUGUCCUCCUUAUGGCCUACGUGCCCGAGGCACAGCCUGGAUGUAUAUGGGAGUUUCCGAAAGUAAGGGGUACCUUAUUUUGGACCCCUUAA
Messenger RNA from Symbiodinium sp. CCMP2456, 2196 nucleotides. The record is from the annotation of a GenBank genome assembly. Lineage: Eukaryota; Dinophyceae; Suessiales; Symbiodiniaceae.